Oncorhynchus nerka (sockeye salmon) is the source of this 1748-nucleotide messenger RNA. RefSeq names its product coiled-coil domain containing 33 (gene ccdc33). The record is from RefSeq and is a predicted model, not a curated record. Lineage: Eukaryota; Metazoa; Chordata; Actinopteri; Salmoniformes; Salmonidae. Gene Ontology annotation, cellular component: peroxisome. Bases 24 to 1163 code for a protein of 379 amino acids. The transcript is spliced from 11 exons.
AUUUACCAUAGUGAUGUAACAGAAUGUAUAGUGAGAAGAUGAAGAGGUUCUACAGGCCAAGCUCCAGUACUAAGGAUGGUCUACCGUCAUACGAUGCCCUGGCCCGGAUCCUCCCAGACAACACCACUCCAGCUGGGGAAACAGAGGAACCACAGAGCAACAGACAUAUCAACCAGACCUAUCAGAAACACACGCCACACAAAAGAGCUCCUCUCCCUGACUUUGACGAUGACCUUCAAAGCAAAGAAGUGGAGAACUACCGAACAGCGAUGCGUAAAAUGGCGGAGGACAUCAUAGCCCUGAGGACCCAGGUGGUAACCUUGGAGACGGACAACAGCCAACUCCGCAGUGAUCUCACACUGCACCAGGACCUAGGGCGCCACCUAUUGGACGAUACUGAUGUAGACGUCUUGACCAAGGCAGAGAUCGCUGACCGGAUAGCUUCUCUGAAGUUUAAGCUGGCCAGUGAGAGCAGCAAGGCUUCAGCUCAGAGAGACAAGAUACAACAGCUACAGAAUGAUCUGAUCAGGAAGAAUGACAGUGAAAAGGAGUUGCUGCGUCUCCAGAGAGCUCACCAGCAGCAACAGACCGUCCUACAGCGAUACCACAGGACUGUCUCCAAGACUGCAGGCCUGGAGGCCACCGUUAAACAGCAGGAGAAGAUCAUUGAGAAGAUGGAGAAGCUUCUGGACAACACACUGGCAGAGAAGAGCAAGGGCAAUGCAGAGAGGAAGAGGAAGAUGAAACCAACAGGCGAGGAGGAUAACAGGAAGGAGAUAGCGACAGCAGCAGAGAACAGUCGACUCAGAGGAGAACUGGACAAGAUACAUUCCCAACCUCCACAAGCUGCCAUCAUUAUACAGCCUGCACAGGUGUUCCCAGACAGAGAGAGGCUGAGUCUGCUCAGUAAGCUGGAGAAGGCAGAGACCAGAGUACAAACACUUGAGAAACAGCUGGAAGAUAACUCGAAGCGAUGGGGCAAACAGAAACAAGACAUGCUGACCAGACUCAGUGAACACAUCUACGGUUUGGAUCGCACGUCAUCCACCAUGGCCCAUGAUCUACCCCUGAAGAGUGUGUCAGAUUCUGUGCUUGGAGCGUACCCGACAAAGAGAGCUGAAGUCGAUGAAGAAGUGACCCUACCUCCCAUACUUGACCUCUAACCCCUGACUACCUGUGUGUCUGUCUCCUUCAGAACAGUCUGACCUCUAACCCCAACCUCCCGACUACCUGUGUGUCUGUCUCCUUCAGAAGAGUCUGACCUCUAACCCCCGACCACCUGCGUGUCUGUCUCCUUCAGAAGAGUCUGACCUCUAACCCCAACCUCCCGACUACCUGUGUGUCUGUCUCCUUCAGAAGAGUCUGACCUUUAACCCCGACCACCUGUGUAUCUGUCUCCUUCAGAAGAGUCUGACCUUUAACCCCGACUACCUGUGUAUCUGUCUCCUUCAGAAGAGUCUGACCUCUAACCCCCGACUACCUGCGUGUCUGUCUCCUUCAGAAGAGUCUGACCUCUAACCCCCGACCACCUGUGUGUCUGUCUCCUUCAGAAGAACCUGACCUCUAACCCCUGACCUCCCGACUACCUGUGUGUAUGUGUCCAUUAGAAGAGUCUGACCUCUAACCCCGACCUCUCGGCUACCUGACCUACUCAACAUACAGACCUGAUACCCAGCUAAUACCCCAGGACAAAGUCAUACAUUUUCCUGAAAAUGUUUUUUGUUUUUUAGUUAUUAGACAAUAAACAU